Parastagonospora nodorum SN15 is the source of this 930-nucleotide messenger RNA. RefSeq lists its product as hypothetical. The transcript has a single exon. Lineage: Eukaryota; Fungi; Ascomycota; Dothideomycetes; Pleosporales; Phaeosphaeriaceae. Bases 1 to 930 code for a protein of 309 amino acids. The record is from RefSeq and is a predicted model, not a curated record.
AUGAUGGCUUCCCGUCACGAUCAGGGGCGCCUCCACGUCCCUGCGCAUGUUCUCGCUUUAGCAGACCCCGAACCUCUCGAUCGCAUCCUGGACACGAACCUUGGGCGUCACAGUCUUACUCCGUGGGGCCGCACGGAUGAGCCUUACAAUGGCGAGAAUGUAAUUGACCCCUUCAUGUCAAUCGCGAUUCGUCGUAAAGUCUUUGUGUGUCAGCCAUGCUAUCAAGAGCAUCAUGAACGGAAAGAAGUGGCGCCCUGCUCCUGUACAUUCCGCAAGCGAUUCCUCGACCGUUGGAUGUGCAUUCCAUGCCAUGUGAAGGAGGUGCAUAGAAUUGAACGCAACAGCACCGACCAGCUCGAACUCGAUGAGAACAAAAUCUACUACGAAUCGUUCACCUGCCUAUGCGGCUCCAAACUCUCAUUACACGGCGAUAGGGAGUCUAUAUGUGCGUGGUGUGACGGCUGUAUCAAUAUACACGACCAUGAAGACACGAAUGAGGAGAUCGAUAGGGACUUCAAAAACAACGAUGACGACGACAGCAAUGCUGGCCCUGUUCCCGAAGAUGCCACGCCAGGCGCUCUGACUCCGGUCGACAACAAAGAUGGCACGAUGGCAGUAUACUACGAUGGCACACGAAUAAGUGGUGAGCGAAUCGGCCGAAAUAUGGUCCAGUUGAGGGCGAUCCAGAAGGGAAUCAAGCUUCCUUGCUCUUGCUGCGAUUGUCCUGCUUUGCGAUGCGCUUAUCGUGAUCAUGACCACGACCAGGACCACGACAGCCAUGUGGACGCAGACGGAAACGAGUCAUCGAUGGGGAGCAACGAGGAUGAUGAUGAGGGUAGAUGUGAUGGCCUUGGAGAUGUAAUGCCGGGCAUGAUCGAGUUCGAUGAGGACAAGGAGCCGGACGAACUGGAGGAGGUGGAGGAGGAAUAA